UGCUGAUUAAAAACUGUUUACCUUAAAAUAACAAUUUACCAAUAUUAACAUUCGAAAGCAUCAGAUAAAGAUUUUCUAAUUUGCAAGAAAAAUUUGUGCGACGUCAUUGUAAAAAUUGCAGAAACUAAAUGAGCACGAUGACCCCUUUCGUAACGUGGAAAAUCUUUCUGUUGGUCGUUUUAUUUACGAUUGCUGUGCGAUCUAAGGAACAAAAUCAAGCUACCGAGACUCAGCAUCCAGUCAGCGGCAGCACGUUGACCACGACCGACCUGUCGGAAGCUGACAUGGAGUUUCCGUUGUCGCCGGCUACUGAGCGCUGGGCCGGUACAUCAGUCGGCAAAGGUGCGAGCGGAUCGGAAUGGAGCGCCCGCGUUAAAGCGGCCACGCAUAGGGCCCUACGUUGGCUAGUUAAAAAACGAGACGCUAACGGGGCCUGGGGCAAUCACACGCAUCAAGUGCUUCUUGCUUUGCAGAUCGCAAAUGAUUCUAAUGUUGAUGCAUUAUCAGUACUACCUCCAUCGUUGGAAACGAAAUUGUCGGAGAAAGAAAUGGAAAUUCAAAUACUUUUGGCGUUGGGAAGACCUCACGAAACUAUUCCCGAUCCUGGACAACUAGCCCGCUAUUCGUUGGCUUUAGAAUCACUUUGUAAGGAUCCUAGAAAGUUCCAUGGUCAUGAUUUAGUUGCUCUUAUACAACACCAUGAACCUCAACAGGAUUUGGAAUUCGCACUUACUGCUUUGGCUGCAUGCAGCAGUUCGGCGCAUGUUCGCAAGCGACAAAUUAGACGCCUACUAGAUAUUGCAAGUGCCGCCGCGGAUCAUAAUGUCGACACAAUAGCAAUGGUCGUGUUAGCUUUGCGUUGUAUAGUAACAGAUCAUCGCCAUAGGCAUCUUCAGCAUUUUGUUCGGAGACCAGCUAGAGGUCUCGCCAGACAGCAGGGUGCCAGGGGCGGAUUUGGCAGUGCCCGAACAACAGCUUUAGCUAUGCAGGCAUUACGCGACAUGGACGACGCAGCGUUACAGUGGAAUCGUUCGGCGGCCGAGGAAUGGCUUUUGGGUCUGCAAACUCCGGAGGGCGCUUGGGGACUUGGAGAAGGCGAUGGACCCGGAACCGCUUGGGGCCUGACUGCUGAUGUAGCUUUAGGACUGGCCACUCGUGGACUCGCAGCGGUACGCGAUUUGCAAUGUGAUUCUAAACGAGUUGGUGGCAAUGGUGAACAUAAAGACGAAAGAGUUGAGUAUGGAAAUGAAGGCCCGAAAAUUGCAGCUCCAAUUGGUUUAACUUGGGCAACCGAACAAGAUUCUGAAUCUCCUAACGUGACUAUUACGUAUACCUUAUGGCAUGGUCAAGAUAAUAUAACUUACAGCCAUUCCAUAACGCUAAUUUGUGCUCGAAAUACUAGUUUCUAUAGCGCAAUGCUCAUGGCUGCUGAUAUGGACCCAGAGUUCCAGUUCGAGGCUAGCGACUGGCCCAAUGGCCACUAUGUGCAUACUUUAGGUGAAAAGAAAGAAGAUCCCAAAGGAUAUUUAUACUGGUUGUUAUAUAGAUUGCCGGAAGCACCUGAUGUUCAACUUCCACCAGGAAAUCAACACGUAGCUCCAGUUGGUGUGGAUGGGCUCACUGUUGAAGAUGGAGAACACUAUCUAUUCUGGUACAAAAAGUUAUAAGUAAGGAUAAAGCAACUGAAUUGAAUAUGUUGAAUAAUAUAAAAAAUUUAAUUAUAAUUUGCG
Molecule: messenger RNA, 1730 nt
Organism: Ctenocephalides felis (cat flea)
Lineage: Eukaryota; Metazoa; Arthropoda; Insecta; Siphonaptera; Pulicidae
Exons: 12
Coding region: 129-1667 (512 amino acids)
Biological process (GO): cobalamin transport
Molecular function (GO): cobalamin binding
Source: RefSeq, a predicted model, not a curated record